UUUUAUUCAGAAUUUCAUCUAUAAAUAGAAACUCGCUAGUAUCAGCUCCUAUCAUCUGUCAUUAUUCUCUCAAAUUACUUCAUUGCAUAGGAAAAGGAUAACUAUGGCAAAUCAAUCAUCUGAGCUAGCCAUUGAUCAACUCAAGAAGCUUCUCAGUGAGAAAGAGGAACUUAAUGAGGUGGCCACAUCAAAAAUUGAGGAGCUUAUAGUUGAGUUGCAGAAAUUGGGAUGUGAUCCACACCAAACUCCUGCUGAGAAGAGAAUCACUGAUGGCUUUGCUCAUUUCAAGCACACCAACUUUGACAAGAAUCCGGAAUUGUAUGAUCGACUUGCUAAGGGACAAUCCCCUAAGUUUAUGGUAUUUGCUUGCUCUGACUCUAGAGUGAGUCCUUCUGUUAUUCUGAACUUUCAACCUGGUGAAGCUUUCAUGGUCAGAAACAUUGCUAACUUGGUCCCUCCAUUUAAUCAGUUAAGAUAUAGUGGAGUUGGUGCAACAAUUGAGUAUGCUAUUACAGCUCUAAAGGUGCAAAACAUCUUGGUUAUUGGACAUAGUCACUGCGGCGGAAUUUCGAGGCUAAUGAGUCAUCCAAAGGAUGGUUCUGCUCCAUAUGACUUCAUAGAUGAUUGGGUGAAAAUAGGUUUUCCAGCCAAAGUGAAGGUCCUAAAAGAAUAUCCAACCCAUGAUUUCAAAGAACAAUGCAAAUUCUGUGAAUUGGAAUCAGUGAAACACUCACUAGUGAACCUGCACACAUACCCGUAUGUUGUUACAGGAAUAAAGAACAAGAAUUUGGCAUUGUUGGGAGGUUACUAUGAUUUUGUGAAAGGAGAAUUCAAGCUUUGGAAGUAUGAAUCUCAUGUAUGACUUGAUGACUAUCCAAAUUCUCAAUGAGGAUUCAAGCUCUGAAUUACUAUAAGCUUAUAGUAAUUCAAGUGACUGGUUAUGAUGUUUUAUGUGGUUUUAUAUCCUAUUUAAAUAAAUUGUAUGUCAAUUUUUAAGAUUCUACAAAUAAUAUAUUUAAGAAUUUCUAUGUUUCAGAAAGAGUAUGAAUGUUGCUCUCUUUUAUUUUUUACGUGUUGCAUUUGUAUUAAAGAUGUGUUUUUAUUUGGUUGUAA
Messenger RNA from Vicia villosa (hairy vetch), 1113 nucleotides. RefSeq names its product carbonic anhydrase 2-like. Gene Ontology annotation, molecular function: zinc ion binding; carbonate dehydratase activity. Lineage: Eukaryota; Viridiplantae; Streptophyta; Magnoliopsida; Fabales; Fabaceae. Gene Ontology annotation, biological process: carbon utilization. Bases 104 to 862 code for a protein of 252 amino acids. The transcript is spliced from 9 exons. The record is from RefSeq and is a predicted model, not a curated record.